AAAAAAAUGAAUGACUAAUGCUCCUCUUUCUCCCUCCUCUCCUCCACCACGCCCCCUCCUCCCCUCCCCUCCUCUUCCUCUCUCUCUCUCUCUUCCUCAUCACUAGUCUCUACCUGCAUCCUCAUCUGAGCACACAGUCCUCGUCCGUCCUCCCUGUCAUCACAUGGAAGAAACCACAGCUUUCCCUGGAGCUGCUGCUGCUGCUGAGCGGCUCUUCCCUCUGUAGCCACGCCGCUGUAGGAGCCUGCAAAGCGGGGAAGGAGCGUCGCAGGGGGGCCGGCGGUUGGUGUCGCGGAUCUCCGGAGCUCCUGCAGCAGCGUCUCCUCCCCUCAUGCUGCAUGCUGCGGACCUACAGAUACAUGCACAGGCAUAUACACCAUCUGCUCCUCUUCAUGUGUGAUUCCUGCAGGAGGCGAAUUAUUUCAGUUUGAGCUGCAGAAAGGAAGGAUGAGUCAAAGAAGAGGACAAGGAGGAUUUCUCACCAUGUUUCUUUUCUUGAGUCUCAUGUGGACACAGCUGCUGAUCACAGGUAAGCGUCUGCUGUGUGUUUACACGACCCAUAUACUCUAGCAGCAAUGAAAACCAGAGUAUAAGCUUAUUUUAGUCAUUUAACACCUUUAUCUUCCAUCUAGCUUGUUGAAAUACUCCCAAACAUCUUUUUUUUUUAAUGCAGCAUGUUCACGCUUGCAACCUAAACAGGCUCCCGUGAGAAAUGAACAAUUAAACAUUUAAAACUCCUAAAUAGUGAUGCAUGUAUUGAUAUUUGAUGUAUUUUUGAUUCAUGCUGAGACAAUUAAUGUUAAAUCUAUCUGAAAUCUGUUAAUUUUCACUCACUAAAAUCCCAAUGGAGGAGUAUUACCAUUAGAUCAAGAAUAUGAUUUAUACUCACGUAAUAAUUUACAAUAGGAGAUACAAAAACAAAGGUCACAUUGUAGGGCCUCAUUGCAGAGUCAUUGAAAAUACUGAAUUUUUGUAAACCUGAGCAGCUGUAUUGUUCUCAAAAGGAUCAUUAAGUGAUAUUGUAAGAAUGUUGGCAAUAAAAUAGCUUCAUAUUGUUCAAUCAUUAAUAUUGGCGUCUAUAAAGGUUGAAUUGACCAGAACGUCCAAUUUAAUUCAUAAUUCUGUGUAGGGAAGGAUUAAUCUGUCAUGUUUAAGGAGCUGAAAUCAUGUAUGUGAGGGAACUGUUUGGAUUUAAAGAUGAAUUUGAUGCUCUUCCUUUCAGCCGUGGACAGGGAUGAUUCACUAAACUAAAAUAUGGAUCAGUUUCAGCUGAAAUGUCUGCAGUGGUAUCUCCAUAAAUGGGUCAGACAGUCCUGACUCUCCACUGUUUUCUUCAAUGGAGUCUGUUGACUUCAAAGUGAAAGACCACAGCUGUCUGGAAAUAGAUUCUUGCUUUCAAAAGAGAAAAACUAUCUAUAAUAUUAUCUCCUAGAAACAGGAGUCGCUGGUCUACCACUGCAUGGAUUCGUAAUCGUGCCACGGUGAACAACCAGUUAAACCUACACUGAGCAGAAUUAAACAAACUGGUAGCCCACCAUCUUGGUGUGUUGGUGAUUGGCCCUCAUCAUGCUGUGAUUGCUUGAUUGUUCACCUACUUCCACAGUCGUGUAAAUAUACUUCCACAAAGACUCUGCAGCCUUUCUGCAGUUCUGCUCACACCUGUCAUCGACAUCUUUAGAAGUUCGCAGAGAACCUUGUAGGAACUCAUUUUCACUGCGUCAGAUGGAGUGAUCUACAAACAGACCCUGGGGUGGUUUUACGCCAUCUGAGCAACAGACGGCUAUAAGACAUCUAGUUUUUUUAGACCUAAUUUCAACCAACUAGAUUCUGUAUUCUUUUAGACGGAAUUUAGACAUUGCACCUUAACUGAUUAUUCGAUAACUACCCACUGAGCAUUUUUUGGUCUAAAAGAGGUCUAAUAGACGUCUAAAUGUAGCCUAGAUGACUGGUCUAAAAUCAGGCUACUGCAAGUCUAAAAAUGAAAGUUUUUUAGACGUCUAAAUUUAGACCAAGUCUAAAUCUGGGCUUUAUCUAUACUACACUGUUUAUUGCACAAUGGCUAUCACAGUUGCUUUUUGAAAUAAAUGGUUAUCAAAUAAUGGGUUAAAGUGCAACGUCUAAAAUCCAUCCAAAAAUAUACAGAAUCAAGACGGUUGAAACUAGGUCUAAAAAAAAAACUGGACGUCUAAUAGCCGUCUAUUUCUCAGUGGGUAUUUAUUUCAAAAACCAACUGUGAGUUGCAUAACUGAUCUCCUAAGAACUUAACCAAAAUAAUUAUGAUAGCCGUUGAGCAAAAUACAGUGUAGUAUAGAUAUAGCCCAGAUUUAGACUUGGUCUAAACUCGGUCUCAAUUUAGACAUCUAAAAAACUUUUAUUUUUAGAUCUGUGGUAGCCUGAUUUUAGACCAGUCGUCUAGGCUACAUUUAGACGUCUGUUAGGCCCCUUUUAAAAUGCUCAGCGGGUUGUCUGUCUUCUCUUGAAAGUGUGAAAAGGCCUACAUAUGUCAACAACAACUGUUGUUAAAGUUUGUCAGCGAUUUUCCAAAUGUUUGUAGUUGAACAGGCUACGAAAAGCUACAAAUAAACCUCAAAAAAUAACAAAAAUUAGUUUUUAUUUUCAAAAUGCAAUCAGAAGUUAUUUUUUUCAAAAGAAGAGGUGAUUCUGAUACAGAUAUUUGACAUACUUUGUUAAUUUGAAUGAAGAACAAAUGAAGAUUAAACUGAAACUUAAACUAACUCUCAGCCUGAGCAGCCUUUUUAGGACAAAACUGUUCCUAAAUACAGAAACACUGAGUCAAAAUAUCAGAGUAAUGGAUGUUCCUCAGCUACUAACCAGAAGACUUUCAUUUCUACAACGUGUGAUGAGGAGUGUGUCUCCCUAUAGUCCCCAUCUCCUCCUGUGAUUGGCUGACAGCUCCCAUGGAGGCCUGGCAGGGCUGACUCUUCUGUCCAAUCAGGGCGCGGCUCAGCUGAGUUUCGUGCAUAGCAACCAGGACGCUGUCGCCAGGGAAAAAAGAAGCCAUAGAGAGGAGCUGUGUCAGCUUUCUCAGAGGGCUGAUUCAGUCUGUUCAAAACUCCUUAAACUGCUCUUUUCUGGCUUUUUUUAAUCCAACAAAGCAAAAAUAAAUCACAUUGUUGUGUUCUUUAUAAACAGCUGACUGUACGCUGCCUUUAAAAUAAUUUAUGACCUCCAAAAAAUACCAACAAAAGAUCCAGACACCUCUAAAUCGUCUAAAUCACACUUUCUGUGGAUUAUAUAACAGAUUUCUGGCACAGAAACAGUCAAGACAAACAGUUGUGUCUCUGGCAGGCAGACAGGCAGGCAGACAGGAGUCAGAGGAUGCUGUCAGGAAUUUUCUCGUCUUUAUUUCAGCAAAAUUUUUCUGCCAGAAAACACAGCUGACUCCAACAGACGCCUGGACCGGUGCUGUGUCAGCUCUGCCAGCAUCAGCUCUGCAUCAGUCUCCACUUUAAUCGCUUUCUGGACUGCUUACAGGUUUUCUUUUACCCUAAUGAACACCUGCUGCAUCUUUGGCGAACUGUUCAGCCACUCAUAAUAAAGAAAAUUAGAUAAAAGUGGAUAAUUUCUAAUCACAAGAUAAGGAACGUGCCAUGUGAGAUCGCUAGCUUUCCAAGGAUAGAACUCCAUCUUCUUUUAGAGACUGUUUGGAUCUGAUCCCUCAGAAAUUAAGAGAAUCUGUGAUGAUUUAUGUAUUAAUUUUAUUUAAAAAACAGUCAAUUCUGUUAUUGGAGGGCUAUGUUGACCAAUCAGAGGCUGUAUCUAUGAUUAGCUGACCUUUAAUGGUCCAGUUACAAACCAGUCUACUCACAGUAUAGAAGUAGGUAAUGUGAUAAUCAUCAUAAUAAUCAUUUUGAACUGCAGACGCUGUAGUUCUUCUGUCUUAGCGUCUCAGUCUGAUUGCAUUUCCAUGAAGAAAUGAUCAUAAAUGUUCUCCCUUGAGCUGCGUAACCCUGCAGCAGUCCAUUAUGGACUGGGGUGAGGUCUCGCUACAAUCAAACGGCUGCUGGAAGAGAGUGGGUGAGUUGUGUUUAGUCUCUUUGCGAAAGAAAUUAGGCAAAGUUAAAAAGAUGUUUGGUGGCUAGUACUAUGUCUGGGACCCUAUAUGUCCUGUUGAUGAAGUUAGGUGCUGUUCUGAGCAUUAUUUGUGGCUAUAGAGUGGCGUUUUGGUUUAGGUUUGUUUAUGGCUCCUCAGACUGCUGUGUAUUGCUAUCAUGUGGUCGUUACUAAAGUUGGUAUAACUAGAGAAGUAAGCGGUCAGCAACAUUCAUCUUUUGAGGUGGUGUCUAACUCGCUGUUACGGUGUGUUUAACCCUAAAUAAAUUUUACGCCAGAAUAUCCCUUUAAUCAGAGGGGAAGAGUUGGUAAUUUAACAAUGUCCAGUUCUUGCACAGAUGUGUAGCUCUUUCUUCUACCAUCUGUUUGUCCUCUCUUUCUAGGCUAACAAAAUAAUAGCCGCAUAAUGCCAGUUCUGAACUGAGAUGGUGAUCAGCAGAAUCAGAGUUGGUCUCGUUUGGGUUUAAGAUGCUUCAUUUUGCUAAUUAUUCUCUUUGCUUUCUUAAAUAUCGACUUGAUUAACUCAGAUCUCAAUCUUAAAUCAGUCCUGAAUCUGAAAAUUUGAUAUUCUCAAGAAUAUUUCCCCUCUAUGGACACAAACAAACACUGAAACUCGACAAACCCAGGUCCAUCUGCUGUGGCUUCUGGUCUGAAUGGUCUUUAAAUAGACUGGAGGCUCUAUCUCAGGCUCUUUCAGCUCACAGCAUGAACGUCUGUAGAUGUGACGGUGAAGCCGGAUGCCGCCCUGCUAAGCGCUUUGCUCAGUUGAUUUUUUUUCCUCUAAGGAUAAAUAAAGACCCAGGAUGAAUAAUGCAGCAUUCGUCUUCAUCACGGCUGGGUGGGUUCAGUCGUUGUGCAGGGGUUUCCUCUCAGCCUGAUGAAAGCUUCGCUCUGACCGAAGACGCUGUGACAGAAGAGACACAAACAGAUGGGAUCUCCUGCUUUCAUCUCCUGCUGCUCGCUCUGACUGUGAGGGAGUCCUGCUGAAAGCGCCACGACGAAGCACUCCACUUUGAAAAGAUUAAAGGAACGAGCACAUCCUCUCUCUCUCUUUCUCAAGUCUUUAAAGUCGAGAAGUGACUGUCGGGAGAUAAAUCCCUCCACAGAGCUUCUUAUCUGAAGUGUGCAGAGGGUUCGGGCGGUGUUUUCACCUUUGAAUAUCCAAAAAAACUGAGACAAUCUGGAGGGCAUGGACUGAACACUGCUCUGUUAGCUUUAAAAGUAACUUUGAGUGCAUAAAAAGAUGGAUGACAUGUCUCCAACUUGUCCUCACAUACAAAAGUGACACCAAAACAUCCCCUGCAAGUAUAAAAUCAAGGCCUGUGUGGUAGGAACUGAUCGCUGGUUUAGUCAUAUCUUUAUUUGUGUCUGAUUUUGAUAGCUGAUAACUAAACCCCACAUUUUUCUUCUUCUUCUUCUUCAGAAUCGUCAUCUGGUGACCACGAGCUCCAUCUCUUCCCCUCCCGUCGCUCAAGCCGUCUUCCUCCACCUAUACAUUCUCAGUAUGGCUCAAACUACCACCAUGAGGAGGACCGUCCUCCAGAGUCCCGCCCCCACCACCUGCACCUCCACCUUCACCAUCGCCUUCAUCACCAGCACCACGCCAGGAUAGCCAAAGUGAUGCCGGCCGCCCUCCUAGAGUCCCGCUUUCGUCAGGAGCACGCCGAGCAGCGGAGCCUUAACCUGCUGGCAAGGCCGCAUCAUGAGGUGCAGCCGGAGCACGCCGUGGUGUCGGCACGCCAUCUGGUUACCGUGGUGAGUAAACUGUCACCUAAGGGGUUAAUAGUUGAGGGAAGCUUGGAUUAAAACAUUUGCCACGGUUUUGUUUGUUUAAAACAAAAUCUGAAGAUGUUUUAAGUUUGUUUUAGCGUGCUGUACACUUCCUGUUUGUAUACUUAGUCCAGUUUGCGCAGCCCGUGCCAUUCUUGUUAAAAAUCGUAAAUUGAGAAUGGCAGUUUGCGUUUGUAUUUAUCAAUACAGUGGCUCUAAAGGUCAACUGCAAAAACACAUCUCGGUGGUUGGCAGAACAUUUUUAUUUAUUUUACAUUUCAAGGAUAUAAAACUAUUUUUUUUCUCUCAAAUUAGAAAACAUUUUCAUGGGAUACCAAAACAUAUUGGCAAAAAAAAAAUUCUUGCAUAUAAAAACAUUUCUCAUGAAGUUUGCCUACAAAACCAAACACAUUUCAUUAUAUAUGUUUCACUAAAAUAUUUCAUGAUAGAAAUAAAUUUAUUGUAGAACUUUUUUUUCACUAAAAUAUUAAAAUAUAUUAAUGAAUUUGUAUAUUUUAAUACUAAAAAUAUUUUGGGUAAUGUAAAAAAAGUCACAAUAAAGUAAUGUCAUUAAAAAACACUUCGGCAAAAUGGAAAAAUAUUUUGCAGUAUUUUAUGAAAAACAAAAUUUUUUAGAAAAACGAAUGUAAUCCAUAAAAUGCAGGAAACAUAUUUUAAUAAAAAAAAAAAUCAAUUUAUUUAAUGGAUUACGAAGGAAAAAAAAUAUCGGAAAAUCGUUCUUCAAAAAAACAAACAAACAAAAAAAAAUAACAUGAAAAACAGCCCAGUCAAUGCAAUCAAAUUUAACAGACCCAAAAUAUCCUUAAAACUUAAAAAAAAAAAAAUUGGCAAUUUUUUUUAGAAUUUUAAAAAAAUAUAUUUUUGGGAAAAAUUUUAACUGUUUUUACAUGUGAUAAUUUAUUCUAGUGAAUAAUCGUGUAUUUUUGGGGGGCAGAAACCUCUUUGCAGUGGACCUUUAGGGCCACCGUACAUUGAUAAGGUUACUCAGUAUUUGAAGCUUUAAGGAAUAAACAUGUUUUAGAUGUAGCAUCUCAUGUUCCCGUGUUUCAAACAGAGUGCUGUCUGAAGUCACUGAAGUGUUGAGGUUUGUUUUUACUGUAUGAUUGUCAUUAGACAUCUUUAACACCUGAUAUGAAUGUCUGUGUCUCAGACGUCUGUUUGACAACCUGCUAAACUGCAGCCACAGCUGAUCUGAAGGUUUGCAGAUGAGAAAUUUCCAGAAGCUGGCGUGUGUCAGCCCGCCCCUUUCUCCCUCCUCGACUCUCAGAUAUGAAGGUUUGAUUAAAUCAGGUGCUCUCCGUCCUCGCUGAGGUUACAGGAGGCUGAUACAGAGGGGUCAGAGGUCAGAGCAAACAGACAUUUACUGAAUGAUGGAUGAGGAGCUGGCAGACUCUUUUGUUGCCACAGUGCCGCUGCUGCUGGAGGGAUGCUGCACUCUCUGUUGCCAUGGAAACACCGAUCAUGAGUAUGUGUGAGAGAGACCCACUUACCUACACAAUGGAUGCUUACAUAACCAAAAAAAAACAGCAGAGACCUUCACAGUGACAUUGAGACAGAGACGCAGACAGUCAGGUGUGCCCGGGUUAAUAAUGAGACAGACAAGAGGUUCAAAAGGACAAUACACACUUCUUACGGCAGUGUCAGUCAGUCUGUCACGGUCACCAGAAGAUAAAAUACAACUAAUGGAGAUGAUCUUCAGAUGUUUAUAGCCACACAAAGAGCUUAAAAUUUGUCAGUUUUGAGGCGAUACCUCCUCAGCUGUCACAUGAAUCACUAUGAGAGGCAUUAAAGUCGUUCAUGCUCUCCUGAGGAUGAAGUUUGGUGACUUAAUUGACUGUCUGGUGGCAGUUCGAACCUCUGUGAUUGCUCACCAACUUCCUGAGAAUCCCAGCAGUCAGCCACAUUGUUGACAGUACAAUUAAUAACUUUAACGACUGCGUUUGGAUCUAAUGUGAAACAAAACUAAUACUUCUGUCUGUAUCUAUGUAUUUCUGGUGAGUCUCAGUUUCACUGUAAACAGUCAGUUCUUCAGAGGCUCCUUGUCAUUAACAGGUCUUCUGUUUGCUGAAAUAACAUCACGAUGCAGAUGGGUAAACAAUCAAGUUUCAUCAAGUUUGUCCUGAGAAGAAAACAACUUUUUAGUUUUUGGCCUAAAUCAUCUCUAAAUCAUUUCAAGAGGUGAUUCCGGUCAAAAAGUCAUUUUCGUCAAAAAAUGACUGGCCAUUAUUUUAAUAGAAUGACGAAAUGUUAGUUUGUUGAAUGGAGGUCACAUCCAUUCUUGAUGAUGCAUUCAGGAAAGUCAGGAAAUCUAGAUGCUGAUUGUCUUUAGUGACUCAGCAUGAAAAGGUUUAGUGCCCCAAUUUUCACAGCAUCUGGAACGGCUCUAUUCCGGAGCGGCAGCGAUUUUCGCUGUACACCAAUUCCUACCAGAUCCAUUUGUGAGGCGAAUUUCGUGGCGGAUUAAAUGAAAGGGUUAAAUGCUGUCUAUAAACCUUUCACUUGUUAGUCUCCACCCGUUUGCAUGAUGUGAAAUACGAUCCGCCUAAAACACGGGGUGUUUUAUUUUGAAAAGAUGCCGGAUGUUUUAUUUUGAGACUGUGCCCAACUGCCUUUCCAGCAUGAGUUAAUCUGUGCUGAAUUUAUCCGGCAUGCUCCAGCGUCCAGAAAAAAAUAGAACUCUUGCGAUCAGCUGCGGAACAGAAAGAAGCCGGUGGAAAUUGACACCUUAACUUGAAUGGUUACAAUCGGCAGAUACAGCCUCUUCGUAACCGUUCCGUAUGCGGUUGAAAUUGGGGGUUAGACUACUACCCUGUGAAAUGAUCAUUUACUAUUAUGCUAAAAAUGGAAUAUUCUGUGUUUUUAUUUCGUCCCUUGAGAGGCUCCUGAAGUAACUGGUAGCACAUUCAGGUUACCCGAUUAUGGAUGAUGUUUUUACUAUUCCUUUAAAUUUAGACUCCAUAUUAAUUUUUCAUCGCCCUCUUAGAGAGUGUGCGUGUGUGGAGUGAGUGUUUUAUUUAUCAGACACAGUGCAGAGUAACUUUAAUCCAACUCCAGGAACCCCAGUGCCCAGUCUGCUCUGAACAACUGAACCACAAACAAAUAAACAAACAAACAAACAAACAGGAAGUAACCAUCUGCAGAACUCCUUUCACUGUCUGCUGGUUUCCAAAGGAGGUUUCUCCAGAUUUCCUCUCCUCCUACUGUGCAUCUGUGGCGUCAAAACCUCUGACUGCUUUUGCAAAGGACUGUGGGAGUAUUGGCAUUGUAACUAAGGAGCUAAAACAUGCAGAUAUUCAGUUUAAAAAUAAAUAUGCAACAUUUCUCUAUAAAUAUUAACCAACAGUGAAUCACGCUGUAUGUCUCACUGCAUCAUUACCACGGUGAUGCUUCAGUUUCUUGAUGAUAACUGAUUUAAUCUUAAUGUUUUGGUCGUAAAGACGGAAGUUUUACAGUACAACUGAGACUCACUGGGAAAAAAAAAGAGUGAUUUAUGACUCUUAGCUAAUAUUUAGAGAUUUGAAUCGGCUUACAGUUCUCACAACUCCAUGAUUUGACUUUUUUAUUCGCCCUCUUCAUCCUCUUUUUCUCCUUUCUGCUUUUAUCAAUGAGAAACAGCUCUGAGGCUAAACGCCGCAUUACAUAACCCUCCUCUGUGUUAAUUGACUUCCUGGAAAAGUGGUCACAUGACCUGUCCCCGCAGGCUGCUGCCGUUCCAUCAAAUCACUGUGACAACCAGUGGCGGACGGACGGACAGAAUAAAGACGUUUGGUGGCAGAAAUCAGCCUGAGAGGAAAAAAAAAGCAAAUUCAUGAAUAAACAUAUAAAAACUGUUUGCAUUCGAAAGAUAUGAAGUCAAAAUAAAAUACCGAACCUUUCCAACAUCUGUAUCAAAGUCUGAAGGGUGCAAAUGUUGUUGUCCUCUCCAGCCACGUGGCAAUAACAUGUAAAUGAGGCCAAAAUAAGCUUUCUAUAAAUAGACACUGUGGUGUCCUGCCAGAAAAAUAACAAAAGUGAGAAUCUUGUGCCUUUAAAAGCUCGAUAAUAUUCAUAUUUAUGGAGUCAGAUUUUAACUUGACAGAGAAGCUGGUUGCACCACCUUUCCUCUGUUUCCUCUUUAGCUUGAGAAACUCUUUAACCUCUUAAAGUCUCUUUCCUUCUUUUGGUUUCUCACCCCAUGAGCUCUAAACUGCUCUGAGAAGAACUUAUCUUUACAAAAAUGUAGUUUUUUUGGGAAAAAUUAUUAUAAUCAAGUCACUAGAAGUACAACAGAGCAUUAGGGCCACAUUAAGAAAAGAAAAAAAUUUAGACUUCGGAAUUACAAGAAUAAAGUCGUAAUUAAAUCAUUAUUCACGAGAAUAAAGCCGUCAAGUAAAUAAAGUCUUAAAGCUGCUUUUGUGGAGGAGGAAAUGAAACGUCAUCGUCCACGAAAACAACACUGCAGAAUAUAUGUUUAUCGUUUGACUGACGAAAUGCUCAUGAAUUUUGCAACUCUGUUUGUCGUCCACCACUAACGUUUUUGUCUAGUCUCAUCUUGUCAACGUAAACACACAUUCGUCUCGUCACAUUUUAGUCAUAUAAGACUUAUGUUUAGCUACAGAAAAUAUUUCGGCAACAGAAACAACACUGAUUCAGAGGCUUUUUAUGGUUUCUCAAGAAACAAUCCAACUGAUGAACAUUUGCGACUCAGAGGGAGUUGAGCUCCGACGAGCACCGCGUCUGUCUCUGACCUACUCCUGCAGAGGCACCAACACCUUAUGGAAAAUAGAUUCAUACGAUCAACUAAAACCAUAUGCUGUUGCUAUAAACGGCUGCAUUGAGGGAAUUAGCCUCUGCACAGACAUUUCCCACCAUUUCCCCCUCCUCAAAAACAGCGAUUCUCUACAAGUCCGCCUGGUUCUUUCUGCGGAAAAGAUGCAUUUCUUGCAUAUGUCAUGAUACUUAUGACAAUGUGAUGCUGAAACGCCAAACGAUUUAGUAUCUCCUUGUUUGUGAAACCACACUACUGAAGUUCAAUUCAUCUAAAUGCUCCACAGCGCUCAUUUAAACAACUAACAACAGGUUAGAAUAGCUAUUAGCUACGACUUUAUUUUAGUAAGUAAUUCCGAGGUCUAAUUUUUUUUCUUUUCUUAAUGUGGCCCUAGUACUCUGUCCUACUAGAAGCAACUUUUUCCACAAGUUAGUGUUUUAAAAAUAUGGCCACUGGUGUUCAAAGAUUAUUCUGAGAGUGGAGCAAAGUUUGGUGCUUAAGUCCCAGUAAGAAAAAAAGCGAUUAUGUUAAAAAGGACAAUACAAGUGUUAUGAAUUAUUGGCAGAAUGUGUUUUAGCCAAUUGCAUUUACUGUGGCUCUUCAACAAGUAAUGAUGCUCCUCUGCAGGAUUUGCUGUCAUCCUCAAUUAGCCAUUUUAAGACCUCAGAAGCAUUAAAGCGAAAUGUAUAUAAAUAAUUACCACCACAAAUUGUGUGCGCCCUCAAAUUCCCCUCCUAAAAUAACUACCCAAUCUGCAAAUAUCAUAUACAGCUAUAACGUUGCAUUUUUCCAGAGUCAGUCUAUGAAUAUAAUUUAAGAGAGGGAAGCAUGUCGAGAUGGGAGCUGAGAGGCAGGGAGGUUGUGUAAGUCCCAGAUGGAGCCCAGUCACCUCCCAUCUCUGCAUCACACCACAUGCCUGCAAGACACCACAGUGUGUGUCUGUGCACGCAUAUGUGUGUGUGUGUGUGAGUGUUUGUGUGUUUGGCCUUUGCUCCCCUGCGAGCUCCUCUCAGCACGUGCAGGCUGGUUGUCACACAAACUCGGAUGUGGUCGAGCUUGUUUGUCGGAGCGGAAAAAAAAAGAGAAGUGGAAACAUGAAGCUUCCGAAUUAUAACAUAUAAACCACACGAUUACACAAAGGUGCUAGCUGGCAGAGGUAGACCAACAAUUUUGCAUUUAAGGUUAAAUCACCAUUGUGUCAGGUGGCUUUUGGCAGAACAGUCCAAACUCCCUUUAAAAAACUAGUAAUUCCAACUUGAACACAGGAGUUGUUGGGUGACCUCUGCCUUCAUAUGAGUGACUGUGCAUUACACAAUUUACAGUUUUGGAUUCAAACAAACAGUUUUAAACGAAGAUGGCAUGGGAAAACUUGUUGGUUAAGGUGGGGGUCGACCAACAACUUUUGCAUCUGAGGUUAAAUUACCUUUUGUGUCAGGUGGCUUUGGAAAGAGUGGCAGAACAGUCCAAAGUCCCUUGCACAAAACUAGUAUAUCUAUCUUGAACACAGGAGUUGUUGGUUGACCUCUGCCUUCAUAUGAGUGACUGUUUGUUACACAAUUUAUAGUUUUGGAUUCAAACAAACGGUUUUAAAUGAAGAUGGCAGACAAACAACUGAUAUUAAAAGCAAAAUUACUACUUUUGUAAUUGACACAAAGCAGAGAAAGUUGGUUUUUAUAGACAGCGUUCAAUCGGCUAAAAUUAUCUCUGAAUGUUUCGUUUGUACCUGAUAAUCCGUUAAUGCGGCAACAAAACCCAGUUUUUAAAAAUGCAAAAUCAAUUCACUGCGGGCGGGGUCAGUGUGUUCAAGUUUAGAUUUCAGCCUACACACUGGAGAGUGUAAGUGUGUGUGUGUGUGUGUGUGUGUGUGUUGAAAACUGCUCAAUAAUUCAUGUCAGCAGUGUGUGUUACAUCUGCUUGUAAAGGGAACUUUGACGCCACUUCAAACCCACGGAGAGACACAUGAUUCAUCCUGGAGUCUGUGAGCUCUGAACCUUUUUCUGUUUCUGUUUAAACUCGUUUCAUGAGCGUUAACGUCCAGGGCAGAAUGAUUCUGGAAAUGAUAUAUUCCCAUCAUGAUGACCGAAACAAACAAAAACAAAAUUGUUUAUAAAGAAUAAAGAAAAAACUUGACCCUUGAUUGUAAAAGUUGCAAACCACAACUUCUCUCUUAUGCAGCAUUACAUUGCAUGUUGGUUCCUCCUUCCUCCAUGAUGUGAAACAUGCAAGUUAAACCCAGCCAAGAUACAGGCAUGUUUUUGCAUUGUUUGUAAAACACUUAAAUAGCCUGUACCUUACUCAGUGCAUAAUGCAAGGGGAUUUGGGGCGUGUCUGUUGAUUGUUGCUAGUUUAUCGGUGCACAAUCUGGGUGAUAAAUGAGGUGCAAGGCGCAAAAAAGCAGGAUUAAGUUCCUUGAUUAUUCAGAGGUGUGUUAUGAGUGUAAAAUACAUCAAGAGUCAGGUGCACCUGCAGGAAGGGGUGUUGCUUUUCCCACAGUGGAUUUCAGCCUCUCUCUGUAAAUACUUGGAGUAUUUAACCUUUGCUGUGUUUGUACUGUGUGGAUACUCUGCCACUUAAUUACAGCAGUUUUGCUCAAGGAGUUGUUUAAAGAAAAUCACUUUAGUUAUUUGUGUCUGUGUGUUAGAUCCAAGUCUAAAAGAGAGUGCCCAUGGUGGAGAGUGCACAUGAUGGAGAGCUUGCUGACAGUCUUGGUCUGCAAAGUCGAGGUGAAUCAGGUGUUGCAGGAAAAAAGGGAUGAGGGUGUUCUCAUCUUUUGGCAUCCCUAGAUCGGCACCAAACUGUGUCAUAGUCGUGACAUAUCCAAGGCUGCUGUGAGCAGGGCUGGGCAAUAUGGCCUCAAAUCAAUAUCACGUGAUAUUGAGCAGUUCACCUAAUAACGAUAAAUGGACGAUAACUACUCCACAAGUUGCUCACCCCCUCCCACAUUAACUUCGUCUACUUCAGCCGCUACAACUUUUGAACCGUCCUCCAUCUCCUCUCUUGUCUUUCCCUCUUUGUCACAGACUGGAUGGGGCGGAGUCACGUCUCUGACGUAGGACAGUGUCUUAAAGAGACAUGAGACCAUAGCCUACCUACACACAUCCAAAACCCAACUUUUAUUUUUGUAGUUUUUUGACACAGAAUAUAGUGACAUGGGGGAAAUGACGUUGAUUAUUGUCGUAAAUUUCAGUAUCAAUGAAUUUUCGGUUUAUCCCCCAGCCCUAGCUGUAAGUCUAUAUAUAUAUAUACACACCAGUAUUUUCUUUAAAGUGGGAUUGCUGCUGUCUGUCUUUGUAUUAGUAUAUGAAGCAGAGACUCUUAUCCCUGUCUUACUGUUUAGCUAAUACACCCUCUAAUUAUCAAAAAAUUACUACCCUCUGACUUCAGACAUGAGGCCAGGUUUUUAUUGGUAUAAGCAUCACACUACUUUUACACCGAGUCAGGUCAAGGAUAGCACCUUAUGCCAAGUGCAAAAUGGGGUCCAUUAUGGCUCGGAUACACUGAUGUCCACUAUCAAAGAUGCGGGAGGACAGUGAUUUGAUCGAUUGUUCAUCUAUAAUAUGAAGAGUUUGAGUUAUAACCUCUGUAGUGCUCACAAAGACAGCCUCUGGACGCUGUAGCCGAGUCAUUUGAAUAGUGGUUCGCUGUGAGGAGAACUGCGAUUUAAAUUCAAUAUUAAUUCAGUAAAAUUUUCCACUCAGCCAUUAAAAAAAGGAAAAAGUCCCUCUGUCGGAUUCGUUAUUCCUCUCUGCUCUGAACCGGAGCCAUUUCUUCUCAAAGGAACCAACACAAGCGUGAAUAAUCAUCUAACCUCACAUCAACCCACUCAUUCAGCUGCGUGUGUGUGUGUGCGUACUGUAUGCAUGUGUGUGUGUUUAUGUGUGUGCGCGUGUGCGUGAUCUCAUUGAGCUGGAUGUUGCACGUGGCGCUCACGUUUUAGCCGUCAGCGGUCAGAGGAGAAGCUGCAGAGCGAGCGCGCUGCAGAAAAAUGACUUGCUUCUUUCAUGGUGACUGCAGCUCAAACUCCCGGCUGUCUGCAGAUAUCAAAUAGAAAUCCUGUCAUGGUUGAUUUAAUGAAUAAUUUGGGGGGAUAGUAGUCUGGCUGUAAUGCAUGGUACCUUUCAGUAAUAGUGCAUAUAACAUCUGCAACAUCUAGUUAGACAGACGUGCUGAAGUCAACAAAAACAGGUCAGCUUAACAGUAAGAAAGGCGUUUUUCCUCGUCAUUGUCGUGGUUAUAAACAUUAAAAAUUGCACUGUGAUGUUGCUGCUGGUUUUUGACGCUUUUAAAGGCAUCAACAUAAAUUUCAGCUUGUUAAAAACUCCACAUAGUGCCUUUAAUAUCUAGCAGGGUCACAUUUUGACCUUGAAUUGAUGUCAGGCUGUAAAAAAUAAAUUUAAAAGCAUCACAGGAAGCAGUUUUAUGAGGUUAUUCCUUCUAUAAGAUUGAACAUAAGCCAUUUUACUUACUCUUUUGGUAAAUCUGUGGAGAAACCCUUAUUAUUGUUGUUGCUCUGAUUGUCCUAAACUCUUGAAUUCAGGUUUGAUAUUUACUGAUUUCAAAUACUAAGAUGUGGAUUUUCUGUUUCCUCCCCUUCUCCUGAACACUUUUAUUUAUACCAGCAGUUUUCACCCUCUCUUCUGUCCAAAUUGGAUUCCCCGUGUACCUCCCCCAGGGGCUAUCAGCUAAUUAGCUGUUUUGACUCUGUGUUUGAGUGUGUGUGUGUGGGAGAGUGUGUGUGUGACAUAAAUAGCACCUGAUCCUGACAGGAAGCGCAGCGGGUUAAUGGCAUUACCUGGACGACAGCCAAUCAGGCUGCAGGUUUGAACUCAGUUCUCCUCUAAGCCAAUCAGAGAUCAGUGAAUGACCAGAUCAGGAAAUGGAGCGAGAAGUCCCUGAGCUCUGACUGACAGGCAGGUCGCUCUGUGAAUGUGUGGGUGUGUGGGUGUGCGUAGGUGAGUGUGUGGGUUCAUUGAGCGAAAAGCUGCCUGUGGUCGGCAGGAGGAUGUUUACUUGUUCACUCGGUAAGGUCACUCAGGUGUUUUUUCUACUUUUUUAUCGACUGUUGUUGUUUACCUGUUUGUUUAUUUUAAACCUGGGUUAUUUAUAGUUUGUUGAAGUUGGGUUUGGUUGUUUUGCUAGAAUAUAUGAUUUUUGGGGGUUUUCUUUGACCUAAAGCUUAAGAUAAUAAAUCAUUUUCUUCACAGAAACUAAAUCUGUGAGCAAACUGGUGAUUUAUUGAUAGUUUGAAGGAUUUUCUUUGUUUUUUUCUGGCUGUUUAUGACUGUAAAAUCAAUAUUUUCAUUAAAGUUAUGUGCACAAACUGUAGAAACAUUAUGGCACAAGAUGGAGUGGCUCGUUGUUGGUUAAAAUCAAAGGGAUUAAACUGUGUUACUGCCUUUAUCGCGUUCAGCAAUGUGCAGUUAUGAUGCAGGUGUGUAGCUCUUUUUCUCAAGUUUCAUCACAUACUGUUGUUGAGCUUAGAACGAGGUGUUAAAGGUGGGGUAGGCAGGAAUCCGUUAAAGAAGCAUCUUUUUUGUGGUGUAUUUACAAAAAAAGCUUUUAAUAUCAGUUAAUAGCUAUUAGUCAUUGACGACGUUUGGUAAUAUAACGAUAUCACUGUGUUUUUUUAUGUCUGUGUAGUCAACAUUUAAAAAUUUUUGAGCAACCCGCUCUUUCUGACUGUAAACAAAGCCAUUCUCCACCUUUCCUGAUUGGUUGUGAGGCAGACGCUGCUCCGUUCACAAGCCCAAACAAAGUUAGCGUGCUACAAUAUCGGACAGUAGAACCCAACCAGAUAGUACGGAAAAUUGUCUGAAUCCUCCUUUGGCCACGACUGCCGACACAAGCAAGAAAACAAAGUAAAUACCGGAGACUCUGGUGGAAUAACAGGCGUGUAAAACGGAGGUAGACCGGACAAGAGCUAGCAUUAACGAUGGGGAAUGCUUCGGGAUCUUACAGACCCUGUAACCUUUCUGCUGGACAGGUAAACCGCUUUAACAAAGUUAGCCAAGUGUCUGUAACAGAAGUGCUUCUUGUCAAACGGACCUGCUGUAGCAUGUUGUAGCGCCAUCGCUAAACUGUUUCCCUCGGGUCCUGGACUAUGUCACUUUAUCCUAGUUGUAGAAGUCGUCCGUUGGCAUCUACAGUAGCACCAAUGCUUUUUACUUUCACCUUGACUGGGCCCCAUUUGUAAUUAUCUGAAGUAUUUAUCUGCAUUAUAUCUGAAUUUAAUUGGAACGAUACGAGCGAGCAGGAGCGUCAGUUUGUGGGCGGGGCUUGCUGGAGCAGAGAGGGAGGGGAGAGGAGGAGCUGAGGGGAAAACUGGUUCGGAGGGGUAGAGUUUACAUUCAAGAUUUCUCCUAAAAACUGGCACUAAAUUGAAGAAUCUUUCCAAUCAAGUCACCACUCUACAAGGUUUACUAACUUUAUAGUAUAUCACUGUUUUCCAUAAAUGUAUGAUUAUGAGCCAAUGAGGGGGAAAAGUGUUUUAAAAUGGCUCCAAAAAGGGCAUUAAGAUACAUCAAUUUUGCAGUUUUCUGGACCUAAAGAUUGAGCAGUAAAUACUAACUCUGACUGAAAUGGUCACCAACGUUGGGAAUGAUCUAAAAUUGUCUAUAAAGCUUCUGUUUUUGCUCCAUUUUUAUGAUCGUGUUUAACCGAACAAACUGUAACCAGGGGCAGACUGAUAAUAGCAUCUGCUGUGUGAGUGUAGAGUCUGUCUGGCUGUGUUUUAUUGUUCCUGAUAUUGAAUUAAGUAGCAGCAGAACAUGUUGUUUUUUUAGCCAUUAGCAAACAACCACCCACAGACACACACACACUCACACACGCACACACUCAGUGUUGUUUUAGGGCAGUGUCAGUCGGUGGGUUUGGAGCUGAUGGACGUGGAGCUGCAGAGGUCAGAUUCGAUGUUUCUCUUCUUUUAUUCUUACUUUAAUGUGUCCUAUAAAUGUUUUUUUUCUCUUUGUGGCGUGAAAAAAGGUAAUUCUUUUAGACUGAAAACAGCUUAGGUGUCGCUUUUGAAAAGCUACCGGACUCCAUUCACAAAAACGCCGCUUUCAAUGAGCAGGACAUUGGAUCUGCUGGUCUACUACUACCUUUAUUAGUUAGUCUGAAGUGAACUCUUUUCGAAUACUAAAGUUGGUAAAAGAGGUAAAUUAGCAACUCCUGCAUUACUCGUAGUGAAAAUGACUAUUUUUGUCAGUGGAGUCUGGUGGCUUUGAGGAGAGAGAUUCAGGAAGAGAAGAGUUGACCAAUCAGGUAUCAGCAGGCUCUGGAGAGCAAAAGCAGGCAGAAUACGAUCCAGCAUAUUUACAUCUUAGCUCUCAUAGUUGGUGAACUCCCUAUAAACAGAAAUCUACAUGAAGGUUAGCUAACAAUCUGCUCUAGAUCAAACACUGAUACGGAGUCACUGGAGACAAUUAGUGUUGUGUUGUUCGCGAACGAUUCGUUCAAAAGAACCAAAUCUUUUAAGUGAAUGUACUGAACCGAAUCACUUCCUCAAGUGAUUUGUUCGUUUCUCACUUCAGUUGAGCUGUCAGCAGUGCAGCUGCCGUAGCACGCAGCAUUAAGGGCGAGCAGCCAACGAGCGAGGGAUUGCACACUCUGACACCUGAAUCUAGUGAACGAAUCACGCAGUGAACUACACUCUGGAGAAUCAUUUUCGUCUGCAGUAUACACUUUAACUUGUUGUUCCCCAUUAUUUUAAUAGCAGUAAUGAGAGGAGAGCUGUAGCAAGCUCUCAAUUGGAGCGACAGAGGGAGAUAGGGAUGUGUUGUGUUCAAGUGUACCUCAGAGAAAGCUAACUUUUUUUUAACUCUGCUAAAUUGCCAUCACAACAGCAUACAGUAGGACACAGCAUGGAACAAGUAUUGUGAGAAAUGCGUGACUGUUUGAUCCUUUCAUAGCGGAGAUUUGCGAGGGAACGGUGCGUGUUCAGUGUGAAUCCUUCACUGAAUGUACUGUGGAUCACUCACUGAGCCCACUUUCUCAAGUAGACCAGAUAUGUAGCAUACCAUAGGACGGUACACUUAAGACCUCAUGAUUCAUAGACAAGUUCAUUUUUGUCAAAGCAACACAGCCACAACACUCUCGUCUCCUGGUCCCAGGAGCCGUGAACUGAACUGAAACCUGAAGCGUUCAGCCAUGUAUCAGUUCAAGAAGUCAGAGUCGCAGACCUCUCCCGACAAGCGCUGAAUGAUUCGGUGAUUUGGUGAACGAAUCCUUUGAACAAAUCUUUUUAGUGAACUGAUUCUAGUGAUUCAGUACAUCUAGAACUGCCGUGCCCAUCACUAAAGACAAUCAGGGUCAAGAUUUCCUGACUCCCCUGAAUGCAUCAGAAAUGAUGGAUCUGACCUCCAAUCAACAAAUUCUGAAAGUUGUUUUCCUCUUCUCUUGAGGACAGACCUGACAAAGCGUGACUUUUUACUGAUCUGCAUCAUGUUUUAAAUAAGCCUCAGUGUAACCUACUAUUUACAGUGAAACUCAGACUAACCACAAACAGACAAACAGGCACUUCUUUCGAGGGAUGUACUGAACCAAAAGUUGGCGUUGGCACUUUUGUGUGUUUAAUUCACGUUUUCAUUGUACUCUUCUCCUUCCUCUUUCUUGUUUAGUAUCUCCUCAUGCAGCCUCAGCGCCUGUUGUCUGUUGUUGAAUCUUUGUUGCUCUGACAUGAGAUAAAUAUUUGAAGAGGAUGCAGACUAAAAAUGUCAGAAAUAUAAAUGAGGUUUUGACUGAAGAGAGACUGGGAAAGGUGUGGAUCCUCUUUAGUGCAAAGAGGGCUUUCCUUUGUCUGCGUGUCUAAGAAGACAAUCCAAUCAUCAAAAUGUGUGUGUGUGUGUGUGUGUGUGUGUGUGUUUGUGUGUGUGUGUUUUGAAGCCCCCAGGGUCAGCUCUCCUGCUGCGUUUCCUGUUGUUUUCUCUCCACACAGGCUCUGAUUGCGGUAAAAUCCUGGAUGAGUCAUUAGUGCGAGUCUCACCUGCCUCAUAUCGCUGCUGCUGAAAGCCGAGAGACUGCAGGGAGAACCAGAGGAGUCACACACGAGACGGGGGGGGAGGGAGGGGGAGUCGGGAUGGAUGGGAGCACAGAGAGAGAUAAAAUAACAGCAGGAGACGCAGAGAUGAUGAUAUGAUUCGAUCUGUUUGGAGACGAGGCUGCAGAACAAAGAAAACAGCAGAUGAACGUGGAGACGUACUCCUGAUUUAGAGACCGAGUAAAAGCAGGACAGAUUCAACAUUAGGACUCCUUUAAGUUUAAAUUUUAAACUGUGAGGCCAACGUUAAAAAUGAUUUAUUUCAUACAGUUUUGGUUGGCUCGAUGUUCAAGGUGACUGACUGUAAAUUUUUUUACUCUGGGCCAUAAAAAAAAUCAGAGGAUUUCAGGUUUUCUACUGCUUAUCACUAGGGUUGGGUAUUGUUUGAUUUUGAAUGAUUCCGGUUCCGAUUCCAAUUCCUCGUUUCAAUUCUUUAUUCCGAUUCUUUUAAAAGGCAGGAUAUUAAAUAAAAAAUGCAUGGUUUAAAUAAGGAUGCUAACCAGAGUUCUUCUUUUUGGAUGAAAUUUCUGAACUUCUCCAUGAAUUUUAAAAUUAUAUAGUUAAAAGUUAGCCAAACUUUUGACCACAGCAGCUGUGGGUUGCAAUACACUCUCUCUCUCUCUCUGUCACUCUUCUCUCUCUGUGUGGCGUCGUCUCAUAUGGUUUGUCCUCGUUGGUGUUCGGCGGCUUUUUCUUCUGGUCGGCAGACUCCGGCAGCAAAACUUGAAAUCGAAGUUUUCAGUUUAAAAUUUGAACGGUUCAGAGAGAAUUGGAAUGUUAGUCCUGGUUCCCAUCGAUACUCGAGACUUGUUGCCCAGCUCGACUUAUCACAGACUGCAGGUCGAACAAAUUAUUCAGUUUUUCCAAGCUUUUAUAAAACUUACAAAACUUACUACAAACCCGCUUCAGUCUCUCUUGUCGUUGUCACUCUGUCCCUCGGCUUUUCAGACAUACAGGUAGACUCACCCGCCUCCUCCUCCUCCUGCUCUUCUCUCUGCUCUCCUCUCCCCACCUGUGGCUGCCUAACAGUCUGUACUCUUAGCAGAGCAGGACCUUCCCUGUGCUCUUAAACUUUGUUGAUCCGAGCUGCUUAUGAUGAAGUAAGAGUGAGAGCUAUUUUGAGGGCGGAGCCACGCCCACGCUCUCCUCUUAAGAUAAAUUUGGUUUCAGACUGAGAAUUUAAAGGUGAUGAAACCUCCACCACUGUGUUCACAUUGUUGUGUCUAUUUUAUUAAAAACUGUGAAAAUCCUGACUCUUGUUUAUCUCUCUUUUCUCUCUCAGUACUUAGCUGUGGAUGUGCGGAGGUUGAACGUCAGUCUUCUUCGCUGGUUUCGAGAAGGUGUAGCUGCAGCGCUCGGCGUCCCUGCAGGACACGUGCACAUCAACCGCCUCAAUGUAAGCGACACACACACUUUACUCCGUCAUAUCUACUCACUCAGUCCUUCACUCACCGCCUGGUUUGUUGACUGAUUAUUGCCGUCUUUAACAGGAGAAGAAGAACGGCAUCGAGCUCUUCGUGUCCUCUGGUAGGCUGGGCGCCUCAGAGCCCCGCCCAGCUGAAGAAGUCAUCCAAUCACUGAACGUCAGAGUCCUCCACAGACACCUGGGACACUUCGGCAUCACAGAGGUCUCCACUGAGGUGAGUGUGUUUUAAACCAGCUGCUGCGCCGUCUCCUAGGUAACCACGGCUCGUUAAGCGGCCUCGUUAGUCCCCGUGGAGACAGACGGGAGGAUGGAUUGGGAUUAUUAGAGAGCAGAGCGCUGCCGCUGAAAGUUUAAUGGAAGAAUUAAAGUCCCAUCGCUCAGCCGGAGGAAGAAGAGAGCGGCUCCAUGGAUCAGAUUAAUAUUAUUACUGUGAGCGAUGUGACGGCUCCUCCGAGAUAAUAACAUCACUAAAAACAGUCAGAAACUCCCCGAGAGGAGCAAACCGAACAAAGACAGGACGCUCCGUCUGAUUUAACGCGAUACUCUGCUCAAAAUCUGCUUUUCUGGUUUCGAAUCACCAAAUCUGUGAGGUGCUUUUCCUUCACUGUGAGCUGUUUUUAGCAGGUUUAGAUAAAGUGGUUGUCCGUAAACUCCUUCAGGAGACAUAUUGUAAUUUUGAUAUUUCAAGUUUCACCCUCCUGAAUUAAGAACUUUGUUUAUUUAAACAGUUGUGCACGUUGUCUUCGGAAUUUGUGUUUUUUCUUUGAAUUUUGGCGCUGUAAAUGCAUGUAAAUUUAUAAAAUGCUGUAAAAAUUGGUGUUCUAGUGACCGUCAUUCAUACUAUAAUUAUGUCACAUCAGACUCUCUAUCUGAAAGGUUUAUGGAUGUGUCUCUGUGUUUUUUGUGCAGAAGAACGUGCUGCAGGGUGAGCAGAGGGAUCACGUGUGGAGCCGGGAGGGUUUCUACGCUGUCGUCCUCUUCUUCACCGUCUUCAUCAUCGUCAUCACCUGCUUAAUGGUAACACACUGACACAUGAAACCUCGAGUUUCAUGAGUGAUUUUGAGUGAUUUAAUUUAGUUUAAGUCAGUUUAAUACAUUUCUUUCUAUUCUAUUUGAUCACAUCUAUCAUUACUGUUAUAUCAGCUCUUUUCUAUCACAAUCUAUUCUACUUAGUGUAUCUUUUUCAUUCUACUCUAUUCUAUAUUAGAUGUAUAUUUGGGGGGUAUUCAAAGUUGCAAUGGAACAUUCAUCCACAAGAGGGAGCCCUUGCACAAGCAAACCUUUGCUGGUUCAGAUUAGUGUAUUUGUCUUACCAGUUUGACCCCGCUUUAAAGAUAGCGAUCACUUUGUAAAUUUUUGGUCCCAAUCCAGUAAAAAAUGUAAAAAAGCCAAAACAAAGUUUCACCAAAAUAUGCACCAAGAGUUUCAUUAUAUUUAAAUACAAAUCAUGUUUAUCUGAAGUUUCUAAUUUGCAGGUUUUAUACCGACUGAAGGAGAAGGUUCAGGUUUCUGAUAGACAGCUGAAAGCUCCGCCCCCUGACCUGCAUUUGACCCCAACUGUCCUUCCAGACUCUGCCCAGAGGUCAAAGGGCACCAAAGUAAGCAACAAGUGAUCUAGACAUGAAAAAUUAAGAGCUAUGACUAAUAAUAGCUGAAUCACCUGGUUAGUGUUUGAAUGAACUGUUGUCUGUUUAAUUAGGUUUAAUUAGUUUGGGUAAAUUUAAAGGAAAUUCAGGGAAUCCAAAUAAAAGCGAAAAACAAGCAUACGAAUAAAUGAUCAGGAUGGUUAUUAAUCCCUUUAAUUUGCAGGUUUUGACGUCAGGAAGCAUGGUCCAGGCUGAGCUCCCACCAACUGUAGCCACACCCAUUCCCCUGCAGCAGCCAAUCAUAGCCUGCCGCCGACUCGCUCCACCUGUUGUCCCUCUGCCAAGGUACAUCAACUAACAUAACCAAAAUACAAAUGAUUUUAUGAGACACAGGUGGAUGGAGUAAACCAUAAAUGUUUGUAUUUCUCCUUUUAGCCCCGCCCCUGUACCUGUCUUCAGCAGCAACGACCAGGCCCCACUUGUCGGCGUUGCCCCGGUUGCAGCCAGUAACGAGCUUAAGCCUUGCCCCUCCCCUUUCAGGAUGAAACCUGCAGCAGGACUACAAGAAAGGUAACCCACCUUUACUGAGACCCUCCUCUUUUAAAAGCACGCCCUCUUGACUCUACAGAGACUUCAUUUUAGAGACAACUCUACAGUGGCCCUGAAGGUUGAUUUUACAAAUGUUUCAAUAACAAGAAGAACAUUUCAGUUAGCACCAAAAAAAAAAUAAAAAAAUCACGAAACACCAAAAAGGAAUUCAUAAAAUUCCAAAAUCUGUUACAUAAUUUUAUAAAAUCAAAGAAAAUUGAAUUUUAAAAGCCACAGAUUAGAUUUCCUAAAAAUAUUUUUGUUAUCUUGAACAUUUUUUACAAAAAUUUAAAUAUUUGAGGUCUUAUUUUUUGUGUCUUUUAAACAGUUUUUUGUUAUGAAUUGAUUUUGUUCUGUAUGUUUUUAAAUAUUUUGAGGUUUCAUGAAAUAAUUUUGCAUUUUAUCAUGGUUUUGAUUAUUGGGAUAUUUUUCAGUUUUGUUAAAUGUUUUGUUUUUAUAGUUUUUUUUUAUAUGCAUGAGAUAUUUUUAUAUUUUAUAAUUUUCUUUGAUUUCCCAAUGUUUUGUUAGUGUUUACAGAAACAUUUUGCAUCUCUUGUGUUGUUUUUACAUGAAAUAUUUUUGCAUUAGAUGCAAUGGUUUUAUGUUUCAUGACACACUAUUGCUUUUCAUUUAAAUAUUUAAUCUUUUUUUAAAAAUUUCCGAGGGUUUUAUAAAAUAUUUUUGAGUUUAGUAAUCUCUUUUUGUAUUUGGUGAAACAUUUAUGUAUUAUUUACACAGUUGACCUUUAGGACCAAUGUCUAACUUUUUGAUAUUUUCUGUUUUCUUUUUGAGUCACCACCACAAAGGAAGGAUAUUUUUACACUGUGUUCAGAAAAAGAAAAAAAAAAGACUCUGGACGCGUGAAGAAGUCACACAGUUAUAAAUAUCACAAUUGAAACUUUAAAAAAAUUUAAUUAAGUUUGGAUGUUAGCUGACCUGACGGGCACCCUCAUUAUCUAACAUGUCUGAGAACAGUAAAACACAAUGUGUGUGUGUGUUUAUGUGUGUGUGUGUUUUGAGUACAGUCACCUUUAACCUGCGAUUGUUGGCGGAGUCAGGUGUUGAACUGCCUACGUGCCGAUGAAGACGCUUUAAACUGUGAUGUGUGUAUUUUUGUGUCCUCUGCACUCUGGGAUUACAUUCAGAUAUCCAGAUAGUGAAGUAAGUUUCCUCUGUAAACAAUGUAUAGACAGACUAUAUAGGUGACCCGACAGUGGUGUUUAUAGGGAGGCGUCCUUUUGAACAUUUCCUCUGUAAUGUUUUUCUUCAUGUCAGGAAAUUGUGCAUUAGGCCCCCUAAGAUUGCCUUUAAACUGAAAGAUAAAGGAUCCGUCCCAUGUUACUUUUUAGCCCAUUUCCUACAAUUCUUAUAAUCUUAACAUUGUUGCUGACAGGUUUACAAGGAGUGACCUCUUUACUUUGUUGCCCCCCUUCAUUUUGUGGCUUCCCUGAGCUUUGGUGUGCCCCAAGGCUCCUUCUUUGGUCCUCCUCUUUUUCAUUCAAACCUGGUCAUUUUAACAUUUUGAUUUAAUGCAUUUGGUUGUUUAAAAAUUUAAGGAAGUAUCUAAAGAAGUGAUUGGAGAACACUUUUCCUCUGAGUUGUUCUUCAAGUAGAAAAAACACAUGAUGUUCCAUUUCUAAGAAAAUGUGAUGGCAUUUCCUCAAAGCUAUUUUUACAGUAGGAAAAUGAGACAGGUGAAAACUCUCAAGGAAGCUUUUCCAGUGGAGAAAACAUGAGAAAAAGACCCAAAGAGUGCACUUCUAGGAAAAAGAGACAAGUAAAACCUCUCAAGGAAGCGUUUCCAGUGGGGAAAACACAGGAAAAUGACUCAAAGAGUGCACUUCUUGUGGAGAAAUUGUGGUAAAUGCCCUCCAGGGUUAAUGAGACAUGAAAAAAACACAUUUGUGGUACCUUUUUAGUUGGAGAAAAUUGACAACAUGCCCUUUACAUUGCUCCUCUAGCAGAGAAAUGUGAUUCAGUGAAAUUUGGGGUGACCUGUUAGUAAGAAAACUUGGAUUAGAUGUAUUACUAGAAGAGAAAAUUGACAGUGUCCCCCAUGUUAGUGGAGAAAACAUGAGAAAAAGACCCAAAGAGUGCAAUUUGAGUGUAGAAAUUGUGGCAAAAAAGCCCUCUUCUAGCAAAGAAAUAUGAUUCAGCAGGACUCGGGGUGACCUGUUAGUGAGAAAACAAGACCAGGGCCCCAUUAGAUGUAUUUCUAGAAGAGAAAAUUGACAGUGUCCCCCAUGUGAGUGGAGAAAACAUGAUUAAAAAAACGUUGACACACCUUCCUAAAUGAGAAAGUUGACACCAUUCCUCAUGAGGUGCCCUUUUAGUAGAAAAAGUGUUGUGCAGGGGACUCAGUGGUGGAGAAAAUAUAGCAUAGAGUCUGUCCAGUGGAGAAAAUAUGACAACCUGUCUCUUUAGAGAGGAGAACAUGAUGAAAUGCUUUCAUGGGUGUUGUUUAGGUGGAGAAAACAUGUUUGGAAGUUUCUAAGAUGCCAUCUAGAGUAUAGAACAUUAUAGUUACCUGUGUUGGGUGUCGGAGUGGAGAAAACAUGAUCAAGUCAAGGUGAUGCAUUGCCAAAUGGGCUGCCCCACAUGCUGGGAAAGCACUUGGACAUGUUCCACCUUAAACUGAUUUCACCUUCCUGCAAACUGGAGCCCAACCACAAACAGUUUGUUCUUUUUUAAAGCCCACAGAUCUGAAGCCACUUUUACUUUUAAGGUUUUUGAGUAUGAGGUAUGGGCGUGAGAAUCCUGGAUUUUUCUCGUUAUGCAAGUCGGCCCUCAUUUUUCUCGGGUGUCACCUCAGAGGAACGAGCCAACUGUGUUUCUGUGCAGCGAUUGUUUCUCUAAGAGCUCUUUUAACAUUUGGCCGUUGUUCUUUUCCCUCUUAAGAAGUGUCGUAACCAUAAAAAAAACAUUUUUAUCUUCUUCUCAGCUCUGCGUCGAGCACUUUGGCCUUUAUCUGCUCCUCAUAACUCUUCCGCUGACUCAAAGUGCGUCCGCAGAUUUGAACCUUGUAGGCCAUUUUGUUCUGGUUACAUCAGCGUUUAGCGCGAGGGUGUUACCGUGAGGGGGACUCUGUGUUUCUUCAGGUAAGACAGGGAAAGAAGAUUUCAACCUCAGAAUGAGAACAGGAUGUUUUCCUUGGUGUCUGUGUCUCUUUGUGUGUAUGUGUGUGUGUGUGUGACCUGCUCUGGAAAGCAGCCAAUCAGCAAUCAGACGAGUAGGAAGUAGCAGCAUCCUGGAGAGGAAGCCGGCCGACACGUAGCCAGACAAAGAGAGUGCACCCACCCAGAGCCCAUCAAAGCACACCUUGUCUUUUCAUUUUGUUCAUGAUCUUCUUCUCUUAUGAAAACAACCUCUCUUUUUCUCAAAUGAUACGCCCCGAGGUUUUGUUGGGAAAAAAACUGACAGUAUUUACAGAAAAAUUCCAACACAUGAUAAAUAAAGAGAAGGAGAAAACCUCUCUAGCCUGUCUAUUUCAAACCUCUUCUUUUUCCUCCCUCUCUUCCCUCAGACGGGGCUCAAACGUCUCUCUGGUGUUGGAUAUGUCGGCUCUGGGCUCUGUGGAGCCCCUGAAUGUGUCCGUGGUCACCCCGAGAGAAGCAGCAGCCAGAGAGUAUCUGCUGUCAGCCGGUCGGCCGCUGACACGACAGCAGCUCCGAGAUAUUGUCAACAACACGCACAAACUGCACGCAGAGUUUGCUGUAAGUGGAGAAACGUCGACUCAAUAUUGCAAAGCUGAAGAACCGACUCUCAGCGUCCAGUUUUCUGCAUACAUGUUCUUUUUGGCAAAAACAAGCAUGUUCACAGUUCUGGUUGAGAUGAAUAUGUGAGACACUGGAUAGCGUACUUUAAUAGGUUCAUAUUUGCUUUUAGACUUUUCUGAUUCUUAUUCUGGCGUAAAUAAUUUAGGGGCAAACACACGUAACGACACCCCCUUGAGAGAUGAAUGUCGCAGACCGCUUGCUUUUCUAGUUAUUCCAACUUUAGUAACGACUGCAGGAUAGUAAUACACAGCAGUUUAAGGAGCCAUAAACAAACCUCAACCAAAACGCCACUCUAUAGACACAAAUAAUGCUCAGAACAGCACCUAACUUCAUCAACAGGAUAUAUAGGGUCCCAGCGACAGCACUAACCACCUAACAUCUUUUUAGCUUUGCCUAGUUUCUUAAGCAAAGAGACUAAACACAACUCACCUACUCUCUUCCAGCAGCCGCUUGUUUGUAGUGAGUCUUCGGACCAGUCCAUUACGGACUACAGUGGGGGGGACGCAGCUCAAGGAAGAACAUUUGUGAUCAUUUCUUCAGGAAAAUGCAAUCAGACUGAGAUGCUAAGGCAGAAGAACUACCGUGUCUGCAGUACAAAAUGAUUAUUGUGGUGAUUAUUACUUCAAGGAAAUGAUAAAGAAAUGAUCAUAAUCAGGCAAAGUUAAAAAGAUGUUUGGUGGCUAGUGCCUUAGCAAAGUUAAGUUAUGGAUGAUUGUGAACUUCCUAAACCUUAAUGAGUCUAUGCUUUUUCCAGCUCCGUCUUUUAGCAAAGACUAAAAAUUAUUUCUUAAAGGCUGAUCUUGAGAAAACUAUUCAUGCCUAUAUAACUUCACAUAUAUACUAUUUCAACUCCUUAUAUGCAGGCUUGGACAAGUCAUCCAUCAACCACCUUCAGCUCAAUCAAAACGCUGCUGCUCGACUCCUCUCUGGCAAGAAAAAGCGCGACCACAUGAGUCCUAUUUUAGUGACCCUUCACUGGCUCCUAGUCCGCUUCCACAUUGAUAUUAAAAUUCUUUUAAUCGUUCUUAAGGGGGUGUCUAACUUAGUGUUACAGUUUGUUUGACCAUAACUUAAUUUUAUAUCCCUUUAACGUCUCUUUUUGUCUCGCAGGAAAUCCCAAUGAAUUUCAUCGACCCCAAAGAGUUGGACAUUCCAAACCACGGGACCAAGAACAGAUACAAGACCAUACUGCCCAGUGAGUGAUGAGUGUGUGUGUGUGUGUGUGUGUGUGUGUGUCUGUGUGUGUUAAGAGUUAUCUUAGUGUUGCUAAGAGACAGUAACAGCACCAGAGCGCCCAUCUCUUAUUUUAACCAGGAAGUUGUUUUAUUAUGUGGGUGGAGCCUGAGGUCGAAGGCCAACAACGCCAAGGACAGCUAAUAUCGCACCUCCCUCUUUCCUGGCUGCACAUGCACUCCGCACAAACACAUGAACACACACACACACACACAGUUUGGAACAAUACAUGUUCCUUAGCACAGUUUGUUCUCACACGGCUCUCAGCCUGAUUAAGACGUUAUGUAACUUAGACACACACAAUGAUGAUGGAUUUUGGUGUGUGCGCUCAUAUUUUGGAGAGGGGGAGGAGUUAUCAAUACAACAGAAAGGGAGGGGGCGCUCUUUCCUUCCUUCCUUCCUUCCGGCCAAUCAAGGCUAAGGAAUGCUCACCUAGGGCUCCUGUCGAUCAAACUCCUUCCUGUGGUCCAGUUUUCUGAAGUGUUUGCAAAACUCUUUGGGGAUGUCAAGUGUACUGUCCGGUUAAAAUUCAAGUGUCAAAACUGAAGAGGGAGAGUCAAAAUUAAGUUUAAAAAAAACCCUGAAAGACAGCCGAAACCGAGUUUAGUAAAAGCCCCAAAAAGUUUGAACUAGAGUCAAGACAGAGUCUGAAGGAGGCUGAAUCUGAAUCGAAACAAAGCGUAAAACAGACUUAAACACAAGUCAAGACUGAUCAUGUAUUUAAAGGGCUUAAAAGAGCUCAAAACAAAUCAAAACAGAGUCAACAUGGGUGAGGUACUGCAACCGAAGAGACAAAACAGAGUCCCAGAGAGGAUUUAGAUCAGGACCAGACAGGGUCUCGAACAUGACUGAAAGAGGGGAUUUCAAAGUUUUAAAGGGCUCUAAAAAACAUCAAAACAGAGUUUGAUAAAGACAGAGUUAAUAAAAGUUUGAAAUCUAUCAAAACAGUGCCCAAAGGAGUCUCAACAACAGUAGAAAGUAGAAGUAGUAGAAGUAGGGCUUAAAAAACCAACAACAUGCAAAUUAGGCUAAAUUAAGAACAGUAAGAAAAUAGAGUUGGAAAAAGGCUAAAAGCCGGACAAGUGAAACCAGACUUAGGAAGACUGGUAAAAACACUAGACUAAUAUGGUCUCAAUAACGGCAUAAAUUUGUUAAAAAAAUAAUGCACAAGUUAAAAUGAAGUCCAAAAGAGGCUCAAAAACCAGUCUCGAAAAGUCUUAAAACUAACACAGCAGCAGGUCCAAAAAGGCCAAAAAAUAAAGUGUCUUAAAGUUUAAGAAGAGGCUUAAAAUGGGUUUAAAAAAGUUUUGCGACAAGUGAAAAUGUUCCAAAAGGACAGACAUUUAAAAAUGUUCAAAAGUAAAAAUAAGAUUGUAAAAAAGGCUUUAAGUCAAAGUGUAGUCUAAAAGAGGCAGAAAACAAGUCCUAAAAGAGUUUAAAACAGAAGGAUUCAAGUUUGAUAAACUACAUUGUGAAAUGUUGAUGCACAAAUAUUAAAGCCUUAUCCAAACCAUCCUUUCUUUUCUUAACCUCCUCUCCUUACUGUCUUUCCUAGACCCUCACUCCAGAGUGAUCCUGAAGUCCAAGAGCUGCAACGACCUGCUGGGCUCCUACAUCAACGCGAACUACAUACGGGUGAGUCGACUGGGAACGAAAUAGACGAUCUCAAAACGUAUCAAUACAAAGUGGAAAAACAAACUAACCAUCAAUGAGUGGACAGGCCGAAUUAUAAAACAAUCUGAUCAAAUGUGAUUGGGAGACCAUAUGAGAUGAUUUGUUUUGGUGUUAUCUAGUUUGUUGGUGUAUUUUCUUCACUGUGAAGUAUCUUCUCCCAAAACGAAAACAGGUGGUGGCAGCAGGUCAUUUAAACUUAGAUCAGGUGUCUCACUGUAAUGUCGUCACAUAUCUUCUGCCUUUGAUUAAACUUUUACUCAUUCCUGCCUUUGAAUUCUGAACAUUUUGAGAUAUUUACUAAAUAAACCUGAGAACAAACACAGACACAAUCACCUCACUCGUCUGGAAUGUCAACAGUUCAGCCGUUUUUCCUCUGGUUUCCUUAUUAACACACAAACACACACUCACAGACACGGAGUGACACAGUGGCAGUGAAAGUACACUCCUGCACAAGUGUGUAAUGUCGCUCUCAGACUCCGAUACAAUAGACUCUCUUCCUGUCGGGAAAACUGUUUAAACCGGAGAGAGCAGAAGCUUUACACUACACUACAUUAAACACUGAGAGAGUUUAAUGAAAAAAAAAGGCAUAUUUACUUUAACAGAAAAACUUCAGGAUAAAUUAGGUUACUUGCAUGACCCAAAUUACAUUUAUCACAACUUUUUUACCAAUCUUGUGAAAUGAAAUUGAGACAUGAGACGUGAGACACUUUCCUUUCAAGACAUGAAAAAUGAGCUGACAGACAAUUGAAUUUGCCUUCGGGAAUCAAUAAAGUUAUUUUUACUUUUAUUCUUAAAAGAAAAUAUCAGAGCUUUACAGACACAGCUGAGAGUUUCCAGCCCAAAAGCCAAUACGCAAAGAAAACAGAAAUCACAAACUCUGUGUAUUGUAAAAGUAUUUGGUUUGUAAUGAUGUUUCAACUACCUUAUAAUACAACAAAAAUGCUCUUUAAGUGCAAAGGUACACAAUAAACAGGGCGGAGCCAAAGGGGAGCUAUGGCCAACCCUGAUAUGUGAUUGGCUACCCUAAAAGUCUAAACCAUUAUUAGUUACUUACUAUCAAGGAUUGAUAGUGCGUACAACGCUACUGCGCAAUGUUGGUUUCAGGAUGUGGAGAGGAAACGCGGAAUUACCAAGAGCUUUUCGGCUACCAAGUUGUCCAUAAUAUAUACAUUCUAUGGUACUAAUAAUCAUGAUUAACUCACAUCAUCAUCAAAUUUGCAUUUCUGCAUUUUUUUUUGUCUUCUGUCUGGGUUGCUAUAUUUUCUGCAUAGUUACACCAUGCUUUUAUUUUGAAGGAUAAUACUUUUAUAAGAGUAAAAAAUAAAAGGUUUUUCCCAGUUUGGUCACCUCCGUUGAAUAAAAAUGUACAGUUGAAAUAUCUAAGGUUCUGUUUGUCUGACAUUGCUUUGUGAUUGGCUCUCGUCCCAGGGUUACCUUAGCGAAGACAAGGCUUUUAUCGCCACUCAGGGUCCCAUGGUGAACACGGUGAACGACUUCUGGCAGAUGGCGUGGCAGGAAGAGUCGCCCGUCAUAGUCAUGAUCACCAAACUGAAGGAGAAGAACGAGGCGAGUUUAAAAUUACCUUCAGUAAUUAAGAGAGGUGAACAUGCAAAUACAGUAAAGUGAGACACAAAGCUUGAAGUAUUUACCCGUUCACUCUGUUUCUCUCUUUAGAAGUGUGUCCUUUAUUGGCCAGAGAAGAGGGGGAUCUACGGGAAGGUGGAAGUUUUGGUGAACAGCGUCAGAGAGAGUGAACAUUACACCGCACGCAGCCUCACACUCAAGGUGCGCACACUUUCAAAAUACUUCAUCAAAUUAUCUGUGGGAUGAAGAGAAAAUGUCCUGAACUUUUUGGGUCGUAACUCCAUGUGUUGUUGUUCAGUGUGGGAAUCAAACCCGCACACUCCAGCAUUACUGGUACACAUCGUGGCCCGACCACAAAACACCCGACUCCACGAUGCCACUGCUGCAGCUGACGACCGAUGUAGAGACGGAUAGACGGGCGGCUGCUACCACAGGGCCGGUUAUCGUCCACUGCAGGUAAAAAGUCAAGAAAAUUGUCUUUUUUACAAAUAGUGACCUUUGACUAUUGAAUAACUCUUUUUCCCAUGAUCCUUGGCUCACAGUGCUGGGAUUGGUCGGACGGGCUGUUUCAUCGCCACAACGAUAGGCUGUCGGCAACUGCAGCUUGAAGGAGUGGUUGAUGUUCUGAGUAUCACCUGCCAACUCAGAGCCGACAGGUAACAUCAAAAUUGAAAAUAGUGCAAAGAGGACUUGCUGAUUUAUGUCAGCAACACGUCUCAGAAAUGGCAGAGCAGUUUUUUUGUAGAUAUUGUUCAGCAUUAAUGGAGCCUUCACAGAGGUGGAAGCUACUCAUCACAUUAACAUUUGUGAUCCCCUUACCAUCAGGGAUGCUGGGUGGUCCCUCUACUCUUAAAAGAGGAGGAUACAGCAUCCAUGAUUUUCAAAAAGAAUGCCAAAUUUGAUUAGUCUUACUGAGUCAUGAUAAUAAUCAUUUGGAAAUUAACCUCAUUAGUUUGGUGAUGUUCCUCCAGCUGUUUUUUUUUUUUUCAUUACACAACUUUACGAAAAUAAAGUCGUAAUAAAAUCUUUACUUAUAGAAUAAAGUUGUUAUAAAAUCAUUUUUUUACGAUAAUAAAGUGGUAAUAAAGUCAUAACUUACAGGAAUGAAGUCGUAACAAAAUCUUUUCUCACAGUAAUAAAGUCGUUAUAAAAUCAUUACUUAAGAGUAUAAAGUCGUAAAAAAAAUCAUUUCUUACGAGAAUAAGCUACAACUUUAUUUUUGUAAGUAAUUAUUUUAUUACGACUGAUUACUUAAUUAUGACUUUAUUCUUGUAAGUAAUUAGUUUAUUACAACUUUCCUCUCGUAAUUACUUUAUUACAGCUUUACUCUCUUAAGUAAUAAAUUUAUUCUGAUUUUAUUCUCGUUAGUAAUUAUUUUAUUAUGACUUUAUUCUCCUAAGUAAUUAGUUUUAUUAUGAUUUUAUUCUCAUUAGUAAUUACUUUAUUACAACUUUGUUCUCGUAAGUAAUUCCAAGGUCUUUUUUUUCCCCCUUAAUGUGGCUCUAAUACUCUGUUGAAAAUAUGAGCAUAUUUUAACGAAACAAACAAACAAACAAAAAAUCAGCUUCAGUAUUUGAUGUGUUGCCGUAGAAAUAUUUUCAUUUGAAUAUGGACUUAAAAGUUAUUUGUAAACCAUCAAAAUCUGUUUUUGCAAUAUUUUGAACAGGAUUUUUAACUCUCUUUCUCUCUGUCUGUGCAGAGGAGGUAUGAUCCAGACAGGGGAGCAAUACGAGUUCGUCCAUCACGCUUUGAGUCUGUAUGAGACCCGCCUCUCUGCAGAAAGCGGCCAAUGAGUGUGACCAACAAACCAAAUACGAAGUGUCGACAUUAACCGUAAAGUGUGCUGACAAAGCUCAUCCUUGGAUCUCUAAACUUUGGAAAUCCUUGUGCUCUGUGGAAAUACUUUAGAGGGGUUUUCUAGGGUUUAAUGGACAACAUGGACAACCAAUGAAGCGUGUUGUGGGCGGAGCCUGUGGAGCGAGCGAGGAAAGCUAAAUUUCUGAAAAGGGAAUGUAUCCGUUCUUCUUCUGCUGUUUUGUCUUUGUGUGGUGUUGGCGAGCGGUUCUUCAGAGAGACUCAAAGGACCCGCCCACUUAACUCCUUUUAAUCAAUGACUGUCGAGUCGUGUCGUUUGUAUCUAACCAGACUGUUGUAUUACCUCUUUUCUGUCACGCAGACGUAGAGAUAGUUUGACUGGAAUUGAUGGUACUUUGUUCAAUAACACUGUUGUGUUUCUGUGUCUUAUAGGAUUUUACAAUUAUUUUGUAACGUGGUGUUCUUAUAGAAAACCUGAAAUUCAAACAUGACUGUUAGCUGGUUUCACAUUUGGUAAGGCUGCUUUAUUAAUAAUGAACCAAACCUAGCCGAGUUCCUUUGUGACUCCAGUACUCUGCAUUUCCAACCUGAAAUUAUCCAGGAAAGACGGUAGUUUUUACAUCUUUGUCGCAAUCAUUUUUACUGUAAUUUUACAAAUAAAUCACAUUUAAAACAUCUCAAAAACAUUUCAGUCACCUGUUAGAUUGGCAUGCUUACUAGCCAGCGAAAUGAUAUCGCAAACUAAUUUUUUUUCAGUGCACAUAAGCCUACGCUACUUGCUACUUUUGCUUAAUAAGCUAACGUCAAUGCUAGCCAGAUCACAAGCUGCCAAGAACCAUCUGAUAACAAAUUAAAAGAAACUGAGUACAACUUUUUAUUUAAAAUAAUAACAAUAACAACAACAACAACAAUUAUAAUAAUAAUAAUAAUAAUCACAAUACAUUUCAUAUAAAUGGAUACAUUUCAAUAAUAAAUUUAAUUCUUUUCAUCUUUAGACAUGUUUUCAUUUUCCCACUGAAAACUUCCUUGUACUGGAGUCACAAACGGAGCUACCUCUAGCCAUAGCUCACAUGCUAAAGCUAACAAACCAAUGUACGAUGAAUAAGCUCUUGCUAAGCUCUUUAAUGUAGUACAGCAAUCUAAUAGAAGCUAAUUCUAGCUUUACUUGUUCAGUGUUGCGUACAUGUCAGUUAAUAGGCGCUAACUUAUAAUAAAGCUAAUGCUAAUACUAGCUUGCCAUACUUAUGUCAUUUUUAGCCAAAUCCAGAGCUGAUAAACUGAUAAUUGGAUCCAAACUGUUGUUAGUUUUGUUUUCAACAAGUACAGCCCCGACGCCGUUUGAGACGGAUGACAGUAGCUGUAUUGUUUGAACACCAAUAAAAGUAAUUUAUUUAUAUUUUGUUUAAGUUAUGAAGGAUAUAUAAAUCAUGUUACCACUGUCAUAUUUUACCUUUGAGAAAGAUUUACAAAUAAAAAUUAUUAAACACAUAAAAAUUUAAAAAUGAUGGAACUCAAACUAGCCCAAAAAUGGCGUAGCACUUUGUCAACGAGGUGAUGUAACUUCAAUAUCAUUGGUUGAUUGUUUUUUUAUAAUUACAAACCUUUUUAGCUGAGACUUGUUCAAAUGUGAAUCAAAUUUCUCGCUGCUUGCGCUCAGAGUUUACACUCUGUACAAAAUAUUUUUUUUCUUGCUUCGACAAUUCCCCUUUUGUCAAAACGUUGCUUUAUACCAAAAAUGUGAAAUAUUUUACGUCACAAUGGUGCAGUCAUCUCAUCGUUGAGCUGUGUAAAUUAUGUUAUCUAGUGAGUAUGUUAUAUUGGUGUAUCAAAGUAAUAAUAACUUUAUUUUUAUACAAUUUUUACAUGUUUUUUGAUGUGUUGAACUACUACUAGAUUUUUGUCAACUCGCAUGAAAACUCCCGUAUUGAAGCCUCUUAUCUCUGAAUCAUCAACUGAAUGGAGCUGGACAGGAUAAAAAAUUAUGUUUUUAUUGUUAUAUCUAAAAUUGAAGUUUACAAAACUCGACUCCUAACAAUUGGGGCCCCAUUUUUCUAAUAAUGGAUCAUUUGAAAGGAAUAAAAUGAAAAAUAUCAGUAAUGCAAAGUUGAUUUUUUUGUGAACAACAAAGGAGUAUAAGGGCACCAUAAAACUAAACAAAAAAAAAUUAUUGAUUGUAGUUGUGAUGAUACAAGAAUUAAGUCUAUUUCAAGAAUAACACAAUGAGAUGAAAGAGCCAAGUUGUCAAACUACAAGAAUAAGUAUUUGUAUCACGAGAAACAGCCGAAACAGAAUAAAGUUAUAACUUUACAAGAACGAGGUUGUGAUAUUAUGGAUUUUAGCUACUAUUAUUUUUGUUAGAGGAGUUGUAAAAUUACAAAUAUUUAUAGUAUAAGCAGAAUGAUGCCGUAGAUAACCCUGAACUCCUUAUCUCAUAUCUUAAACCUGGAUUCUUUAUUUGAUAAAGGUUGUAAUUUUACAAGGACCAAGUUUUAAUAUUACAAGUGUUCGUCAGACUAAGUUGAAAUAUAAAAUAUGAACUGAAUGACAACUCUCAUAAAAAUACGACUUUAUUCUUAUUUUUUACCUCAUUUUUAUAUGAAUUUAUGUCUGAAUUUAUUUGUAUUAUUGUAACUUCAGUUUGUCAGUAGUGAAAUUUAGCUUCUGCUGUAUUACGACUUGUAAUUUUAAGACCUUAUCAGGACAUUAUUCUCUAAAUUUACAAUUUUUUAUUGUUGUUAUGUGGCCUUUAUACUUUUCCUUGUAAACAAAACACACAGACGUGUCCUAAAAUCUCCCGAAAUGAAACCAAAGUGUGAAUAUUAACAGGAGUUUUGUCAGUUCCUGGUUUGUUGCCUGGUUUCAGAGAUCUGAUGUCUCUACAUUGAUGCCAGUAAUGAAGAACAUACAUCUUUUCUGCUCUGUAUGAACGAGAGAACAUUGUGCAGUAAAUGUCAAAGUGCUUUUACACAACACGUGGGCAGUAACAUUUUAAAUCAUGGACCUCAAACUCGGAGCUCUUGCUGCUAAAAACAGGAACGUUGGGACUGAACUAUAAACGAGAGAAACUUUGAAGACUCUUCUUUUUCUAUGUACCAAAUUAUUUUUUAUUUACUCCUCUUCUUGUGAUACAAUAGAAGGACGUCUCUCUGUGUCCGACAUGCCUCCUGGGACAACAUCAACCUGAUCUACACCCGAUUACUCACUCAAAGUAGUUAAAAAUGCGACAAAAUAAAGUGUGACAGAGACUUAAUUUCCAGUUUGGACUGACUGAAGUGAACGUGUGUUCAUCUCCGCCUCCAAACCCUCUGCAGCAGCGGGUACAACGACACACACUGCCUCUGACGUAGUAUUGUGUCUGUACAGUGGGUGGUGGUUCAUGUCCUGUACUUUAUUGUUGUUGACAGCUGAUGGAGGUUAAAGGGACGCUACACAUUUCAACUUUGUAAAACUCCUGAUAUUUUAGCGCAACUUAAGAAAUUUUAACAUGCAUCUCUAUUUUUGAGUUUUUAGAGAUAAACAGAAGCAGAAUGGAUGCCGGUCGACUCAGCCCAAUAAAUGAGAAACUGCUGGGAAAGCCGGCAUCCAAGCUCGGCUACGGUUUUCUGCAGACAGGUCCAACUCUAUUAUGUGAUUUAGCUAAUAUUGAGAGACUCUGGCCCAAGCACUUAUCUCUGUUUAAGUGUCAUUAAGAUUAUAUGAUAUUUAUUUGGCUAGGUUGAAGCUGCAUAUGAAAUCAAACUUCUGAGAUCAACAAAUACCCCAAAACUGAAACAAACAACUUAAAAUGAUCUCAACUUCCCUCAUAAUUAGUGCCAAAAUACAAUUUUCCCCCCAUGGUAUAACCUUCAAAUUUUCUUUUAAGGACAAUAAAACUUUGGCUUUUAGAGUUGCACCCCUUUUAAAUUCCUCCUUUAGUCUAUGUGAUCAAUUUGAAGCUCAAAUCAAUAAAACUGGAUAUAGAAAUGUUGGCGUCCCUUUAAACCUCUGCUGUUUGGGCUUCACAGCUCAUCCAGAGUACACCUGAUGCUAAUAAGUGUACGUGGUUUUUAUCUGUAUUACUAAUCAACUUGAAUGUUGUAAUAGUCCAGAACAUUAGCCACUGAGUAGUCCUAUAACCUCUUUAUCUACUCUAUAUGGACAGAUAUACUGUUAUCUAUAAUCUGUACAUAAACACGAGACGUAAAACAAACUCUGA
Messenger RNA from Xyrichtys novacula (pearly razorfish), 37523 nucleotides. The record is from the annotation of a GenBank genome assembly. NCBI's taxonomy places the organism in Eukaryota, Metazoa, Chordata, Actinopteri, Labriformes, Labridae.